AUGCUAACGCCAUGGCUCCGCUCAACGCAGUGUCUGCGGUCAGUAGUUUCACUCCUCGUGCCUUUCAGACCUUGCAGUACUUGUAGUAGUAGCAGCAGGGGCGACCUCGAUCCAGCGGCGGCCAUCGCGCGGCUGCGCCGUUACGUCCCACCGCCCUUCCCGCUCUGGGACCGCCUGCCCGUCAGCCGUCGUGCCGCUGUUCUGAUCUUGCUGUACGCUGAUCGAAAGGGUGACUUGCGUGUAGUCAUCACCAUGCGCGCCGCGAGCCUGCGGAGCUUCUCCGGGCACGCGGCCUUCCCCGGAGGCAAGGCAGACACCCUGCAAGAGACGCCGUACGAGAUAGCCAGGCGAGAAGCGUGGGAGGAGAUAGGACUCCCCAUGGACGACGCCCGUAUCCCGAAGCCGUUCAAGAUCGAACCGCUUUGCUACCUGCCCUACAACCUCGCGCGGACGGAGCUCGUCGUGAGACCGUGCGUGGCCUUCCUCCACGCCGACGAGGAACCAGAUGAGGACCACCCCAGCCCACUCGUCGAGGAGCGCAUGAUCCCGCGCCUUGACGCCAAGGAGGUUGCCGCCGUCUUCUCGGCCCCUUUUCAGAACUUCCUGAGGGCAAAGGACGCCGAGCCUCAUGGCCAGAACAAGUCGCUUCCCCCGGGCCACUGGUACGACGGCAACUGGAUCCAGUGGAAGGAGCACCCCUGGCGCGUACACAACUUCUACGUGCCCGUCGACGACCAGCGCGUCACGACACCGAGCAACGCCAUGGACGCGGACCACCCGCAGAGCAACCUUGCUGAGAAGCUCGAGGAGGAAGGGGAGAAAGGGGGUCGGUUUAAAGUGUGGGGUCUCACGGCGCACAUGCUCGUCGAUGCGGCCCGUAUCGCGUACGGCAAGAACCCCGAAUUCGAGUGCAACCCGCACUUUGGCGACGAGGACAUCAUCUUGCAGGCUGAGAAAGAGGGCAGUCUCGUUGAGAAGAAAAGAAAGCGAGAUGAGGAUUCGACGACGGUCACGACGGAGGAGAACAGCAAAGACGCCAAGACGGAGCCUGCUAAGAUGUAG
Colletotrichum truncatum is the source of this 1062-nucleotide messenger RNA. Lineage: Eukaryota; Fungi; Ascomycota; Sordariomycetes; Glomerellales; Glomerellaceae. The record is from RefSeq and is a predicted model, not a curated record.